Molecule: messenger RNA, 6726 nt
Organism: Hippocampus comes (tiger tail seahorse)
Lineage: Eukaryota; Metazoa; Chordata; Actinopteri; Syngnathiformes; Syngnathidae
Gene: ctnnd2b
Product: catenin (cadherin-associated protein), delta 2b
Exons: 25
Coding region: 465-4184 (1239 amino acids)
Biological process (GO): dendritic spine morphogenesis; cell-cell adhesion
Cellular component (GO): plasma membrane; postsynaptic density; adherens junction
Molecular function (GO): protein binding
Source: RefSeq, a predicted model, not a curated record
ACGCUGUAUUCCUUUCGUCGCCGGUGGGUGUCGCUGUUAUCACCGUUACCGAAACUGUCUGUCAGUCUGUCUGGCGGGGAUGAAGGGACGCUGUUUUGUGGAACGCACGCACACGCACGCACACACUCACAACCGUACGCAUACGCGCGCACGAUAGAGAGAACGCGAAAGAGAGAGACAAGUGAGCGCCUUCGCGCCUGUGCGCAGUCCUCCGGCCCGGCCGCUCCUUCCUUCCUUCCUCCCUCCUCUCCCUCACUUCCUCCCCACCGCUGGCUCGCUCCCUUUCGGAUGCUGGGAGCCUUCAUCUUUCACACUCCGCGCUGGGCCAAAAUACUUCCGAGGCCGGAUCGACCGACAGCCCGUUUUGCCUGGUUUGAAUUUCGGAUUCCCACACCAGAAAGAAGGAAAGUCGAGAAGGGAAAAAGAGGCUCUCCAUCCCCCGAGGGAAUUUAUUUUACAGAGUAAUGCCGGUGCCUGAAGUGUCGUCUGACACCGCCAGCGCUGCCGCCAUGUUGAGCCCCGUCCUCAAUGCCUCCAACGGCGACGGAUCAGAGUCAGAAAGCACCUCCGCCAUUCUGGCCUCUGUCAAGGAACAGGAGUUGCAGUUUGAACGUCUCACCAGGGAGCUGGAAGCCGAGCGGCAGAUUGUUGCCAGUCAGUUGGAGAGAUGCAAGCUUGGCUCUGAGGCCGGAAGCAUGACGAGCAUCAGUUCAGCAGAGGAGAAAUUUCGCUGGAACAACCAAGAUGGACAGAAGGACAUCGAGGAGGAGCUGACAACAGGCCUGGAGUUGGUGGACUCGUGUAUCCGCUCGCUCCAGGAAUCGGGCAUCUUGGAUUCGCAGGAUGCUUCGACGGGAGAUCGACAAGGACUUCUCUCUCAUAGCGCUCUGCAGCUCAACAACCAGGAUGCCUAUGCAGCUGCCGGUUACCAUAGUAACCAAGCAUUGGCUCUCGGCGAAGUAGUCACGGGUCGCGGCGGACAUGUUGGCGGGGCCGUUCACAGCUACAACCAGGUGACAUCCGGCCGAGCGGCCGCCCAAUUAAUGGCGACGGACUCGCCCUCCCAGUCCCACAGAGAUUCAUUUGCCCAACAGGCCAUGGGAAGCGCCUUCCAUAUGCCCAGCGAGGGCGGACCCACCCCUGCUGGACCAUCCGUGUAUUACUCCUGCGCCACCUUGCCGGCACAGCGCGUGAGCUCCCCUCUGCAGGCGGUGGGCUCUCCGACCAAGCUGCAGCGUCUCGGGACGGCGUCCUCCGACAUGCCUAGCUAUGCCACACUACAGCGGGUGGCGUCGCCCAAACAGUCCCCAAGUCGUCUUGCCAAGUCCUACAGCACCUCAUCACCCAUCAACAUGGUGCCACCUGGUGCCGGCGGGCCCUCCUCCCCGCUUUCCAUGGCGGCCCCAUCAGGAGGAAACCACACGUCAUCGCCCAUCCACCAACUGAGCUCGGUCGUGGGCAGCUACGCCACCUUGUCGCCCACCAAGCGCAUGCUACAUCACAUCGGAGGAGAAACCUACAAGAUUUCCCAUGAGCUGUUCGCCAACGCGACCCUGAAAAGGCCCGGGAGCCUGGCAGGCUCCCGAGGUUCUUACAGCAGCCAGCACAGUCACCUGGGCUCGGAGUUGCGACCGCUGCAGUCUCCAGAGCAUCACAUCGAUCCCAUCUACGAAGACAGAGUCUACACCAAACCCAACCUCAGAGGACAAGCGGUGAACCAACUGUACCAAGAGGUCCUCAACUAUCUGCUCUGUCCCUACACUUUAGCCCCACCUUCCCCCGGUGUCGAUCCAAUCCCCUUGCAGCGAACCGGAAGUCAGAGUGCCGCUUCCACUUACCAAAGAGGCGGCUUUGCGACGGGAGGCGGGCCUGACUACAGCAACCCGUACCGCACGUUGCAGUUCUGCCCGUCCACCGAGUCGCCUUACAGCAAGUCGGGCCCGGCUCUCCCUCCCGAAGCGGCCCUGGGCCGCUCUCCGUCUGUGGACAGCAUCCAGAAGGACCCGAGGUACGACCCCGAAUUCCUUGUGUGGAAUCAAAAUCAAGCCGAGCAAAGAAUGACAAAGGAGUUUGGUUGGAGGGAUCCAGAGCUGCCAGAAGUGAUCCAAAUGUUACAACAUCAGUUCCCAUCAGUUCAGUCGAACGCUGCCGCCUACCUCCAGCAUCUCUGCUUCGGAGACAACAAGAUCAAGUGUGAGAUCCGGCGACAGGGUGGCAUCCAGCUUCUGGUGGACUUGCUGGACCAUCGUAUGACCGACGUGCACCGCAGCGCCUGCGGAGCUCUUCGGAAUCUGGUCUACGGGAAGGCUAAUGACGACAACAAGAUUGCACUCAAAAACUGUGGAGGAAUCCCGGCUUUGGUCCGACUGCUACGGAAAACCACAGAUGUUGAGAUCCGAGAACUCCUCACAGGUGUCUUGUGGAACCUGUCGUCAUGCGACGCCCUGAAGAUGCCUAUCAUCCAGGACGCCCUGGCCGUCCUGACCAAUGCUGUGAUCAUCCCCCACUCGGGCUGGGAUACCUCGCCCCAUACGCAAGAAGACCGCAAAUUACAUCUGCACUCCUCCCAGGUCCUCCGCAAUGCCACCGGCUGCCUCCGCAAUGUGAGCUCUGCAGGUGAGGAGGCCCGCAGGAGGAUGAGAGAGUGCGAGGGUCUGACAGAUGCUUUACUGUACGUCAUCCAGACUGCCCUGGGGAGUAGUGAGAUUGACAGCAAGACUGUGGAGAACUGCGUGUGCAUCCUGAGGAACUUGUCAUACCGUCUGGCCGCAGAGACGUCUCACAACCAACAAGGGGGCUCUGAGGAGCUGGAUGGCCUGUUAUGUGACACUGGUGGGAAGGACGCGGAAAGUUCAGGAUGCUGGGGCAAAAAGAAGAAGAAAAAGAAGGGGCAUGACCAGUGGGACGGUGUCGGUCCAUUUCCAGACUUGGCGGAGCCCCCGAAAGGCAUUCAGAUGUUGUGGCAUCCCAGUAUCGUCAAGCCCUACCUUACCCUGCUGUCUGAAUGCUCCAACCCGGACACCCUGGAGGGAGCAGCCGGUGCGCUGCAAAACCUUGCUGCUGGGAGCUGGAAGUGGUCGGUCUAUAUCCGGGCCGCAGUGCGUAAAGAGAAGGGCCUUCCAAUCCUUGUGGAGUUACUGAGGAUCGACAAUGACCGAGUGGUGUGUGCCAUUGCCACUGCCUUGAGGAACAUGGCUCUGGACAUCAGAAAUAAGGAGCUUAUUGGUAAAUAUGCCAUGAGGGACCUGGUGCACCGGUUACCCGGUGGCAGUACCAACAACAACGGUAGUAGUGGCGGAGGAUGCGGUGGUGGCGGCGGUGGCGGUGCCAACAGUUGUGCUCUGCUGGGGAAGACCAUGUCAGACGACACGAUCACAGCUAUCUGCUGCGCUCUGCAUGAGGUCAUCACCAAAAACAUGGAGAACACCAAGGCCCUGAGGGACGCCGGCGGCAUAGAGAAGCUUAUUGGUGUCGCCCGAAGCAAAGGAGACAAAAUUCCCAGACAUAGUCCCAAAGUGAUGAAAGCGGCAUCUCAGGUGCUGAACAGCAUGUGGCAAUACCGAGACCUGCGCAGCCUUUACAAAAAGGACGGCUAUUCGCAAUACCACUUUAUCGGCUCUUCUUCCACAAUAGAAAGGGACAGGCAGCGGCCUUAUUCUUCUUCUCGUACGCCGUCCAUCUCGCCCGUGCGGACCUCACCAAACCAUCGAUCAGCAAGUGCGCCAGCGUCACCGAGGGAUAUGAUGGCGUUGAAGGAGAGGAAGAAAGACUAUGAGCUGACCGGCAAUGCAACGUACCGCGGGAACAAGGGUGAACACACGUCCCGCAAGGAUGCCGCCAUGGGUCCGCUCUCCAGUGGUUCUUCGACUCUACACCGAGGAGCUUAUGUGUCACCCACCGAUGACCUCAAGUACAACCAGGUCUCAUCUCAAGGAUUGCCUUCAGAGCCCUACCCGCCUUUCCAAAAUCCUCCCCCAAAUGACAGCGGCAGCUAUGAGGACCAGGCCUUCUACGAGAACCAGGUUCAUGCGGGGGGGCGCCCCCCACAAGGUGAACUCAACAUGCACUUGCAGGGCCUGAAGUCCACCGGAAACUAUGUCGACUUCUACUCGGCCUCUCGGCCCUACAGCGAGCUCAACUACGAGACCAGCCACUAUCCGGCCUCUCCGGACUCCUGGGUCUGAGGGCAAGAGAGCCGAGGGAGGAACAGAGCGGGAAGAAGACAUGAAAUAGGAAAGAUACCCCCCCCCCCACCCCGCUCCCUGUUCUGUCGUUCCAAAGUAGCAUCAUAGGUAGCAGGACAUCCCAGGCGCAAGACAGGGUCCAAGAACGGAAGGAAACUGAACGGACACUGGAACUCCCUCCGGAGACGUUUGAAGACGAGGAGGCUCGAGAGGAAAGCAAACAAAAUGACCGGAGAGCGGCGGAAAAAGAGGCCUUGCAUGUGCAUGCACACCGACACCAACGAAACAUUUUUCUUUCUCUCUUAAGUUUCUGACCAAACCGCGAGCAAGCCCGGCAGGUUGAAAGCGAACGGCGUGCCGCGUUUGCGGGCCGCGGGAGGAAGAACAGGCGUGGUGAAGGCACGACACCCCCCCCCCCCCCUUAACAAAAAAGAACGUGGCAAACACACGGAGGUGAAGGCGAUGAGGGGAAAGAUGGAAAGACGUGAAAGUUUUUCCGAGAGCGCGUGGAAGUCGUGACGGCUGGCUGAGAGAAACCUUUGUACAUAUGUGACAUAGCAACACGGCUUUUAGUCAUGUGAAGCACAAGAAGCAGAGCCGUAGGACGUGUAGGACAUCUGAGAUACCAACGUUUUUUUUUUUGUUUUUUUUUUCCUCUCCCUCUCUAUGGCUUCGGCGUGAUGUAUCCUCCUCUCGGGCAAAGAUUGCGAUCGGAACCUUGUCCUUUGUAAUCAUAUGUUGAUUUGUUUGUUUGUUUGUUUUUCUUUUCUUUGUGCUUCUACUUUAUAAAUUCUUGGUUGUAUAGUAUUUGAUGUACACUGUACAUUUACUGGCAAUGCAUUGUGUAUUUGUACAUUGCAGUAUUACCUGAGUCAGGCCUGCACCACGUGCGGCCCAGCUCACCUCUUCACGGUCCUGUCACUGUACCCUACGCACGUGCACGCAUACACACACACACACAAACACACACACACACACACACACACACACUGGAUCAUAUCUACCACACGCAGUAAAAAUGCCCAUGAAGACAUAAAUUAGGGAGUGGGUUAACAGUGCUCCAGUGACUGCCUUAUAUCUCGAGUUCCAGUGGGAUCUAUUUGACAGGAAUGCAUUCAUACCGCCAUUUAUUUGUAGGUAAAUUAAGCACGACUGGAGCAUAUCGUUAACCCCGCAACGAUAGCCUGGUCAGAUUCUGAGUUCAAGUCAAAAGACUGUUAGAUACUGAGUGACGUGAGAUUCAUUUUUCGCCUUUCUCGCUCAUCUAUGUGAGUGAACAGGAUUGUUUAUCAUGGUGAAAAAGAUUCCGCCGAAUUUUCCCUGAGUUAUACACUAUGUUGUCACUUUUUUGGGGGUGGGCCAUUUUCCAAACAAAUUCAACAUUCACACAUUCCAUUCACUUGAACUCAAAUUUUGGAUAUGAGGAAUUAUGGACCUAACUGUUUGUGAUGAAGAUGGCAACGUCCUAUAAAAUCCACAAUGGAAUUCUUAUUUUAAGUGCUGCCACCUCAUCCAUCCAUUUUCCGAUCCGCUUGAUCCCCACGAGGGUGGCGGGCGUGCCGCGGCCUAUCCCAGCCGUCUUCGGGCAGCAGGCGAGGGACACCCUGAACCGGUUGCCGGCCCCUCGCGGGGCACGCAGAGACCAACAAACCAUUCGGGCUCACAAACACGCCGAGCGACAAUUUCGAGUGAUUGAUUAACCUGUCGUGCGUGUUUUUGGAAUGUGGAAAGAAACCAGCACACCCGGAGAAAAGCCACGUCGGCACGGGGAGAACAUGAGAAAGACGUGCUCACCAAUUGCCCACCAUGGCCGCCCGCUGCCACCUCAUCUUGUCUUUAUUGAAAGGAUGACGCGUCAAUGUAGCUUUCAUUUAGCCACACCCAGAGAGUGAACUUGCAACUCAAGCGUCAUGAUCAUUAUUUCGAGAUAGGUCAUCCAUAUUCAAUUGUAGGAUGAAAAACACCUUCCGAAACCCGGAACGGGGUGCGAACACGGGUAGGCGGCCAAAGACACGUUCUCAAAGUACGAUUGUUUCCGUGAGCGCAUUAAAGAAUUGAAUGUCAGACUGGAUAACUGUUAUCGAAACAACCACGAUGGCCAUGCAGCGAUCGAGAUUGACGACUUGCAUGAAGUCAGAACAAAACCGACUGUUUCUGUAUUUGUCUUUUUUUUUUUAAAGAAAAAUUGAUCCCUCCUUCAACGCCACAGCGCCCCUUUUAGAGCCAGUGAGUCCUUUCUAUUUCGUGCUCGGCGUGUACAUCCUAGUGCCAAACAAGGUUUCUGCAACCCCAGCCCCAAUUGUGGAGGGCAGGGAACAUAUUUCAUGCUUUCGUCGGGACAUCUUUGCGCAUUUGACUUUACCACUUUGGAAAUGUUUUGUCCAUCAUAAUUGUUUUUUUUUUUUUUUUUUAAUUUUAUUUUUUGGUUUGGUUUGUUUCUUUCUUUUCUAAAUUGUGUACUACUGACAUGGAAGUUGUGCAACUGCACUGGGACCAGAGAGCAUUACUCACAUCAACAAAAAUAUUUUUAAAAAAUAAAUAG